Messenger RNA from Colossoma macropomum (tambaqui), 851 nucleotides. Its product is annotated as elastase-1-like. Gene Ontology annotation, molecular function: serine-type endopeptidase activity. Gene Ontology annotation, biological process: proteolysis. The record is from RefSeq and is a predicted model, not a curated record. The coding region runs from base 25 to 840 and encodes 271 amino acids. The transcript is spliced from 8 exons. Lineage: Eukaryota; Metazoa; Chordata; Actinopteri; Characiformes; Serrasalmidae.
ACAUCAUCCUGAACAUCUGCAAAGAUGCUGAGAAUCCUCUACUUCACCACUUUGGCAGCACUUGUGCUGGGUCAGUCUGUCGUCCCCUUUAAUCAAGCCGGACAGGGGCAAGGGCAGAACAGAGUGAUUGGUGGUUCAGUAAGCAUUCCCAAUGCUUGGCCCUGGCAGGUCUCACUGCGAGUUCAGAGUGGAACAUGCUACAACCACUACUGUGGAGGAGUGCUGAUCAAAAAGAACUGGGUGCUGACUGCCGCUCAGUGUGUGGAUGGCACUGGGGUGUCCGUUGUUGUCCUUGGUGAUCAUGAUCUGACUCUACCUGAGAGUGGCAAGGAGCAGUACAUUGGAAUCAGUGCCAUCUACAUCCACCCUGGCUGGAAGCGCGAUCUGGCUGCUGGGUAUGACAUUGCCCUGAUCCGUCUGGCCUCCGAUGCCAUCCUAAACUCUUACGUGCAGCUGGCUUCUCUGCCUCCUGUAGACCAGGUCCUCGCUGGCAACACAGCCUGCUAUGUCACCGGCUGGGGAGUCACACAGACUGGUGGUUAUCUCUCUGCUCAGCUGAAACAGGCUUCACUGCCUUCAGUCGACUAUGCUACCUGCAGUAGCAGCACCUGGUGGGGCGCUACUGUCAAAACCAGCAUGAUCUGCGCUGGCGGUGCAGGAACUGCUGCUGGUUGCAAUGGUGAUGGUGGUGGUCCCCUGAACUGUGUGGUUGGUGGCAGGUAUGUAGUCCAUGGACUCACCAGCUUUGUGUCCACUGCUGGUUGCAACACCAUCAGGAAACCCACCGUCUUUACCCGCGUGUCUGCCUACCUCUCCUGGGUGCAGGGUAUCACAGGGUAAAUGGAACAUAA